AUGUGGGAGGAGAAACCGGAUGUUGAUGAAGCGAAACCCAUAGUCCACCAACAGAUAGGCUACGCGGCCGACAAGCUCCUUUCUGACCCCGCAAAGGCCAUCAUCGCUGAGAUCCUCGAGCCCGAAGCCGAUGGCAGCCUAGGCCGGAUCGGCGCUUGGGCCGACGCCCACCGCGGCACACCUGAGGGCUCGCACACAGCGCCCUGGCACUUCAUCAACCCGGGCGACCAGCCGCCCAGCUUCUGCAAUGUAUAUUUCCACCGCGACUGCACCUCCGAUGGAUGCAUUGUUAGCGCCAUCGGCAAUGAGACCCAGAUCCUCAAGUCAUGCAUCCGGGACGUCAAGGAGGGCAGACUCGAAAGCGGCGCCAACGCCACGUGUGCGAACGCGGCCAAGUUCAUCACCCAUUUCAUCAUGGAUAUCGCCCAGCCCAUGCACGUCACCGGCCAGGCGAGGGGCGGGAACGACAUUCCCGUUCUGUUUGGAGGUGUCCAGACCAACCUACACUCCAUCUGGGACGGCCGCAUCGUCUACACUCUGGCAGGCCACGAGCCAGGAACGGGGUUUGGAAACGAAACCAUCGAUCCGUUCUUCGAGGCCAUGGUUCACAAGAUCCAGGAGGAUUCCUACUUUGUCCCGACCAAGUCGUGGCUGUCCUGCGCCGACCCGUCCACGGCUCUUGACUGCCCGCUCGAGUGGGCCCGCGACGCGAACCAGUGGAACUGCGACUACGCCUUCUCGCAGACCGUAGGGAACGGGACCGACCUCCUCUACAGCGGCUACGCUGCCGGAGCCUGGCACAUCGCCGAGGUCCAGAUGGCCAAGGCGGUCCUGCGCAUUGCCACGUGGUUCAAUCGCCUUGCCGACUGUCAAUUGAAGGAGAGGGACGUUAUCAUCAAUCUUGUCCCGAGUUGGAGUGGUGGUCCCAAUGGAGGUGCAUGA
Molecule: messenger RNA, 942 nt
Organism: Sodiomyces alkalinus F11
Lineage: Eukaryota; Fungi; Ascomycota; Sordariomycetes; Glomerellales; Plectosphaerellaceae
Product: nuclease P1
Exons: 2
Coding region: 1-942 (313 amino acids)
Biological process (GO): DNA catabolic process
Molecular function (GO): nucleic acid binding; endonuclease activity
Source: RefSeq, a predicted model, not a curated record